Molecule: messenger RNA, 2224 nt
Organism: Cavia porcellus (domestic guinea pig)
Lineage: Eukaryota; Metazoa; Chordata; Mammalia; Rodentia; Caviidae
Gene: Saxo1
Product: stabilizer of axonemal microtubules 1
Exons: 4
Coding region: 691-2127 (478 amino acids)
Cellular component (GO): centriole; sperm flagellum; ciliary basal body
Molecular function (GO): microtubule binding
Source: RefSeq, a predicted model, not a curated record
CCGAAGCCAGAUGCAUAGAUUCUGCAUCAGGAUCUGGGACUGGGAGUCAAGGCCAGACUUCCAGAACCAAAAGGAAGCCUUUCCAUAAAAAGGGGCAUCAGGGAGCCAAGAGUUAGAAAAGCUACCCAUUGUGCUGGCCGUGGAGUUUGCCUCCUCUUUUGCACACACGACCAUGAUAUUUUGCUGUUUUGGAUACUUUCCACAGCUGUCCAUGCAUCAUUCUCCGUCUUUCUUCCAAGGUCCAAUGAGGGAAGACUGUCUUGGGCCACGUGAGUCCCCAGGAGCUUCCCGACCUCACAAGCUACACUUGUGACGCCAUGGCCACUCCAGUGUGUGCCCCUCGAGGCCCUGGAGACGUCACAGAGGACUCUUGUGGCCUAGGCACACCCGGCUUCCAGGGGCCCGGCCGGCCGCUGCAGAAGCGCAGUCCGGGCUGCAGGGACAGCGGCAGAGUGCAGUGGGAGCGGGUCGCCCAGGCUGGAGCGCUGCCCAUGUUCCGUGCUGCUCACUUGCCCAAGGCCUGUCUCAGGAAGGGAACAGACCACAGGAUUUUUUUUUGCAAAAGGGCCGUUUAGGUUUUGUUUCGAGCAACCAUUCCCAACCUCUACCAAGGCCCUAGACCAUAAGGUUCCUCCCACUACCAGGCGGUUGGGGUCCAUGAGGAGGCUGCGACUAGGGGUGCUCUGAGCGAUGAUGGCCCCCGCGAAGAGGAAGUGCAUCUGUGACUUGUGCUCCUGUGGGCGGCAUCGUUGUCCACAUAUUCCUACUAAGAUUUAUGAUAAGACAGAGAAACCAUGUCUGCUCUCCGAAUACACCGAGAACUACCCUACUUACUAUUCUUACCUGCCCAGAGAAUCUUUCAAGCCCAAGCGGGAGUACCAGAGAGGGUCCAUACCAAUGGAAGGCCUGACCACAUCAAGGAGAGAUUUUGGGCCUCACAAAGUGAAACCAGUGAAAUUGCACCAGCCUGAUCAGUACAUCCCAAGUGAAGAGAAUAUGGAUUUGCGCACAACGUAUACGCAAGAUUACAACCCCUAUUUUGUCUGCCGAGUGGGCCCCAUCAAACCUCGGGACAGUAAAUAUCCAUGUAGUGACAAGAUGGAGAGUCUACCUACUUACAAAGCUGAUUAUAUACCUUGGAAACAACCAAGGCGAGAACUUCUCCGUCCACCACACAACUACCGGCCAGCAUCCACAAAGUUUGACAGCAGAACCACACACCAGGAUGACUAUCCAGUAAAGGCCCUUGUGAACACCAGGAGCUGUAAACCUCCAUACAUGCCAAGGCUCUGUGACAUCCCUUUGGAGGAUCUGACUAACUACAAGAUGAACUAUGUGCCUCACCCUGUGGAGAAGCGCUUUGUGCAUGAGGCAGAGAAGUUCAGACCCUGUGAUAUCCCUUUCGAGAGCCUCACUACCCACAAAGAGUCCUAUCGGGGUUUGGUAGGGGAGCCUACUAAGAGCAUGAAACCUCCAGACAGGCCCCCUGGGCUAGAUACACCUUUCUCUACCACCACAGAGUUUCGUGAUAAGUACCAAGCUUGGCCAACACCUCAGGUAUUCUCCAGAGCUCCUGUCCCCUAUGUCCCUCCUGAAGAAAAGAUGGAUUUUCUGACAACUGUACAGUCCCACUACAUGUACCCUAAGGGUAUGCCUGCUCAGUCCUGCCGACCAGUGCACCAAAUUAAGAAGAGCUGCCGCUUUGAAAGCUCCACUACCACCAGAGAACACUAUAAGCAGUGGGCCAGCACACGUACAGAGCCAGUCAAGCCCAUUUCCCAGCUGAACCGUCCCACCGAGCCCUUGGACUCCCUGACCACCAAUCAGGCCCACUAUGUGCCCCAUCCACUUAUGAGUACCAAAAGCUGUAAGCCCAUGUGGUCUCCCUCUCGAGGGAAUAUUCCCCUGGAGGGUCAGACCACCUACGGCAUCAGCUUUACUCCCAAAGAAAUGGGCAGGUGCCCAGCUUCAUACUCUGAGCCCCCUGGCUACAUCUUUGAGGAAGUAGAUCCUUUAGGGCACAAGAUAUAUAGGCCAGUUUCCCAGACAGGCUCUGGACAGUAUGGCCAUCUUUCUGGAGGUGAUACAGAAAACCCUAACCAGACAGAGUUGACAAUAUCAGCCUGAAGUUAAAAAUUAUUUAGAAAUUGCACAAUACUUUUAAAAGCAAAUAAUAGUUAUUCAUUGGACAAAAGGACUCCCCCAAAGUGAGGAAAAGCAAACA